AUGAAGCAAUUCAUCUCCAUGAUCGUGGCUACCCUAGCUACCGGAGCUCUAGCCGAUCUGCAUUAUACCGGACUCUGCUACGACUCCCCCGGCCAGGACGUGAAAGUCUUCAACCAAGCCGCAACCCAGACGGCCUGCACAUACUACAAGAACCGCAACACGGGCAGCAAGCAAUGGGACCAAUGCCCGGACUGCACCCUGCUGAACGACCAAAGCAUUCUGUACUACUGCCAGUCUGCGGGCCAGCACAUUGGGGGAGACGAAUUGUCGUAUUAUUGUGGCCUGGCUGGAGCGGAUGGCAGUUUGGCCUGGUGA
Aspergillus heteromorphus CBS 117.55 is the source of this 315-nucleotide messenger RNA. RefSeq lists its product as uncharacterized. NCBI's taxonomy places the organism in Eukaryota, Fungi, Ascomycota, Eurotiomycetes, Eurotiales, Aspergillaceae. The transcript has 3 exons. The coding region runs from base 1 to 315 and encodes 104 amino acids. The record is from RefSeq and is a predicted model, not a curated record.